AAACUUAAAAAGGGUCAUGCCACUUGUAUCAAUUCUCGACGGUGGACGGCGAUCGCCAAUUUAUUUAACGCCUUGUUUAGCACUUCCGUCGCUCUAAUUCUCAGCAUUCUGCCACUGAGUGCCUCAAUGAGCUUCAACCCAAUUUGGGACUUCAACGGAACUUUUGGCGAGUAUGGCUUCUUCCAAUCAACAUCGACAGGAAGCGACGCUCCGCAGUUUUCUGGUUCCGGUUGGUCUCCGUUUGGUGGAAGUUCAUCUACAAGAGCCAUGGAUUUCAGCAGUAUGAAUAAGCCAGAAGAAGAAAUGAGUGAUGGCAUUCGUGCAUUGUUGGAAAUCACCAGAAAUUUCAAGAACCAAAGCAAAUUUGAAGACAUUUCAUUCACAAAGGCUCAAGAAUCGCCAUCAAAAGCUAUUGUCUCGAGUCCAGCUGUCCGUUGUUCACCAUCUCCGCAACAGGCACAGCUUCGGAUCACAAAUUUGCCUCACCAUCGACCAACUGGAGGUGCGGGGACGAAUAACUAUGCAAUGGCUGUUAAGCGGACUCUUGAUCCAAAGAAGGAACAUGCCAACAAUGCUGCACCGCCCGCAUCUUCUGCCGCUCCUUUGAUGUCACAGAUUGGAACAUUCAACCGAGGGACCAAUAUUCAAACGGAGCAGUCGCAAAUUUUGUCUCCACGUAGUAAAUGGUUUGAUAGGAACAUUCGCAGCCCAGUUAAUGCUAAAGAGAUUGAAGGAGGGCCGAAGAUUAAUGGACGAUCAAUUGUCAAUGGGAUAAAUUUGAACAGCCUGAAAUUCGUCAAGCCAGCAAGGCAAUGUCCGAGGUGGGACAAGCCAAAGCAUCGAAUUGAUGAGCCAAAUUGUCCUCUUUGGCAUCCACGCGAACGUUGCCAAUACUAUCCUCGUUGCCGUUUGACUGCUGAAGUCUGCGGGUUUGGUCAUCCAUUUUGUGGGGACUUUUGUGACUGCGCACCAGAAAAGCGUUCUCUGCAGCUGAAUCACAUGCCAAGAAAGGAAGGUAACAACAACGAAAAAACUACGCGACCGAAUCCAUAAAAAUAAUGAUGUAGAUAAUGCUGAAAAGUACAAAA
Meloidogyne enterolobii is the source of this 1088-nucleotide messenger RNA. The record is from the annotation of a GenBank genome assembly. Lineage: Eukaryota; Metazoa; Nematoda; Chromadorea; Rhabditida; Meloidogynidae.